Molecule: messenger RNA, 4120 nt
Organism: Pisolithus orientalis
Lineage: Eukaryota; Fungi; Basidiomycota; Agaricomycetes; Boletales; Pisolithaceae
Exons: 10
Coding region: 334-3933 (1199 amino acids)
Molecular function (GO): protein binding; GTP binding
Source: RefSeq, a predicted model, not a curated record
GGGCAUGGACAUCUUGGUAGUGUCCCAAGUCCUUUGUGGGGGGGCUCAGGCAAUAGGGAAAGCCAUCUUUUAACUAAAGGGAGGCGCCAUUAAUCACAGCGAGGCCCUCGGCAAGUCUCAGGACGUGCAGCACGAGAUCAAUGGCACUCAAUGGAAGGCGGUGACCCCCUUGUUCCGGAAUUCGCAAGCGGGGUAACUGGUCUUUCAGGAUCCAGCAGGUAACGUUAUCCGUGGGCGCAGGUUUGGAAACAUGCGGACCAGUGGUGCACACGUGCCUAGUUUUUGAGGAUGAUAUACAAUCAUCCCCGCUGAGAUACCUUUCACACGCGCAGAAUGAUUUCCAAGCCUACAGUUGUUCUAUUCAUGGGACCUGCGGGGCCCGGGCGAAGCAGUUUCAUCAACAAACUUACGGGAGUUGAGGGAGGGAAGGCAAUGCUUGGGGCUGGGCCGCGUACACAGGACAUCAAGGAAAUCACAAUGAAGCUGCGCAAUAACCAAGAAUAUGUAUUGGUGGACACUCCUGGGCUCAAUGACCCCCAUCGACCGGGCGGAGAUAUACUCCAAACGAUCGCUGAUUGGUUGGAGAUGAAAUAUAGGGAGGGCAUUCUUCUCACGGGCGUCAUUUACGCUCACGACAUUACCCGCCAAAUGGACGGUAUACUGUGUGAAAGCCUGGACAUAUUUUGUUGUAUAUGUGGGGACAAAGCUGCUGAGCGCGUACGACUGGUGUCUACCAUGUGGGACCAGGUGAAAGAUCGCAGUGCAGCGGAGACUAUGGUGUCACAACUAGAAGGGAACUCGUGGAAGCCCUUACUUGACGCAGGGGCUCGCCAUAUGCAAUUCAACAAUUCCGAGAAGUCCGCGUGGAACAUUGUCAUGGAUUUAGGUGUGGGAGGACAACCUCUUUUACUCCAGCAGGAACUGGUGGAUGCAGAAAGGAACUUAUACGAGACGUUUGCUGGUCAUGCUCUCUACCUGCAGUUGCAGAAGCUUCUCCGGGAAGAACUGGAAACGCCAAAGCCAUUUUGGGGAGUUCCCAGGACGCGGACAGUUCGGAGGCCGAUGACCGAGCUCGAGAUAGAGUGCAGGCACAUUGAAGCGCAACUACGGAAGGCACGAAAAGAAAGGCAAAGACUAGAGAUGCGCCACCAUUCCUACUUGCGCCAACUUUUAUCUCUCUUUUCUAAUCCCAUCAUUGCGAUUCCAGAAGUUUCAGAAAUUGAUCUCGUAAUUUUUGUGGUUGGCCCACCGGGAGCAGACAAGAGUUGGAAUGAAGCUAUUCAGGCCGGAGAGAUUCGACACCCCUGUACCAAGUGGCACAUGAGCGCAUCCAGAUACAACGUCAAGGACAGCACGAAUGGUAUCCUAGUCGUCAACACGCCGUCGUUUCAUACCGAUAAUGACUUUUACGCUGAAAGAUUUAUGACAUCUUGGUUGAAGUCGAGGUUCACUAAAAAGUGUCGAUCCGGCGUCCUCUUUCUCCACCCGCUUUCCAAAAAUCCGAAGGAUCGUGACAUAGUGAUGCAGCGGCACCUUGAUACGUUUGCAAUGAGAUUUCCUAACAAGUCCAUGGUUCCUUCCCGCGUUUAUGUAGUGCCGAUCGGGAGUUCAGCGGAUGCAAAGUUAGGCCCUGGUCAACGGUUGUCGGAGCUGGAAAGUGUGAUGAAGUCAUCGAACAGCCAUUGUGGCCGAAGAUGGCAGGUAUCAGUGUUCCCUGGAGUGUUCGAAGGUCAACCGGAAAUAGCAUGGAGUGCGGCACUGCUGCUUCUCAAAGACAUAGCUGAGACUCAGGCAAAUGAGAUGCCCAGCUCCCGAAGACUUACUCUAAAGGGCCUCCCUCUGAAAAUCCCAGAUAACCGUGCGGGACUCAAAAAUCUUGCGGACCACCUUUUCGAAGGGUACAAAAAGGAAACGACGAACAGCAGUUUGGACGCCAAAAUCGUACUCGGGCGAGUUGUGCGGGACCUCACUCCCGCGAGUCACCCUGAGUAUAUUUCAACUCUCAUCGCUUGCGCCGACCUUCUUUCUGAGCGGUUCGGAAAGGAAGGGAGGAGAGCAGACUUGGACGAUGCUGUCACUCUCAGGCGAAAUGCUUGGACGUCUUUGCCCCCGCACGACCCAAGGUGGCGAGGGACCCUCACUGAGCUGGAUGAUUACCUCUAUAAGCGCUUCAGAAGGGGAAGUGUCGCGGAUUUAGAGGAAAUCAUAUAUCUUCGCCGAACUGCGUCGGAAUGUGCAUCCUUGCCAGAUCGCUGCAGAUCUCUGGUCCUCCUCGCGAAUGCCCUUCACGAAAGAUAUCGGACACUUCGUGUCAGGAGUGAUCUGGAGGAGGCUAUUAAGCUCGCACAUGACGUGUUGGCACAAAAUCCCUCCGAUCACCCAGAUCAUGUACUGGCUCAGAAAUGUCUCGCAGAUUGUCUCCAAACAAAGCUCGGAAAAGGGGCUGUUUGUGCAGCGAGGGCGGUGACAGACGCUUCCGACCCUACCGAUAUCCACAAGGUGAUCACGAACAUUAUUUCUGAAACCGUCGCAAAAAUGCCACCACGACUGUUGCAUACACCAACUGGCGCCUUAUGCAAUCGGGAUGCGCUGAUAUCCCAUUUCGUGAAUAGCCCUGCAUACUUGGAGCUAUAUUCAUUGUCGUCUCCAGCGCAGAUCCGUGCGAAGAUUUCAUUGUUCUUUCGGUUUACCACGCUAUCCCACAGAUGGGGAGUCCGCGAGCCAUUACUACGCGACAUUGAAGGCGAAGUGAUCUAUGACUUGGAGCGGACGGAGGGUCUGGCGAAACUCCAACAGUUUUGUCUUGUCUCACUCAGACACACUUUCUCAUGGGCAUGGAGCGAUACUUGUUGCAUCGAAAAAAACAGCAGCGCAGAGCUUCAAGAAGCUAUAGGAUCCAUGUUUUCUUGGUAUCAUCGAUCAUCCCUGACAAUUGUUUACCUGUCUGAUGCCUCCGACGCUGGCUCACUAGCUGGCAGUAUCUGGUUCAAGCGCGGGUGGACACUUCAGGAAUUACUGGCUUCACGCACCUUGUUGUUCUAUUUGCAGGACUGGUCACCCAGCAUGAACUCUGAUUCCGGAAACCACAAAACAGACCCCACUAUGCUCGAAGUGCUCCAAAAAGCAACGGGAGUGGCGGCGCGGCAUCUUGAGGACUUCUCUCCAGGUAUGGAUGAUCCACGAUCGAAACUCCACUGGGCAUCAAGCCGUUGUACCACCCGACCCGAAGAUGUUGCCUACUGUCUUUUCGGCAUUUUCAAGGUUCACUUACCUGUUAUCUACGGGGAAUCUGCGGAAAAUGCGCUUGGACGUCUUUUAGCGGAGAUCGUAUCACAAUCGGGAGACAUCUCGGUUCUUGAUUGGGUUGGGGAGGCGUCAUCAUUCCACAGCUGUUUCCCCGCCAACCUUAUACCGUACCAGACGGUGCCCUGCACGCAGUCAAUUCGAUGCGACUCUACUAGACGCGAUAGCCUCAAUUUCGAGGGUGCACGGAAAUUGUACAACAUCCUUGCGAAGUUACCACGCCCGCGAUUUUUCCACCGUAGGCUCAUCCUGUCCUCCAUCGCCUAUCGUGUCGUGGCGGCUAAACUGCUAGAAAAUUCCACCAGCUCUCCAGGUUACACAUACGAGAUUCAUGUCUCGCACCUGAUGCCCUUAGUGGUCACACUGUCGGUUUGCCUUGGGGAAGAUCCCACGACAUAUAUUCUCAUUCGUCCUUGGCAUCCAAAAUGGGUUGGAACGCAAACGGGGAGCGAGGUCGACGCUACGUGGGAGCUGCUCGAGCAACUCGAACAACCAUUCAACGCACUCCUCCUCAUGAGACUACCGCACAACGAGUACAAGAGAAUCGCAAGUAAUUGUGCGAUCACUGCUUGCGUCCAGGACCUGCGUAGUAUUGCAGACAGUGAAAUCCUAGGCUUGGAAAUUGUAUAGGUCAGCUCGUAGUGCAUGUGCCGGCUCCUUCCGGCAGCAAACGUCCAGCCGAGCGGCAGCCUGAGCACUUUCCUACCACCUGCCAGUAGGCUCGUCACCUCCCCCUCUCAACCUCCUCGCCCACUCGUUUCGCCCACCCACCGCACCCUCUUUUAUGUAUACCAUAAACACCUGUCCGUGGUUAAAA